CUUGAGGAUAUUUUUAACUAUGAUGAGACAAGUUUGUACUAUCGGAUGGAACCUUCUUGUAUAUUAGCAACAGGUCCAGUUUCAGAAAUAAAAAAAGCAAAAGAUAGGGUUACAGUAUUAUUAACUGCUAAUGCAGCAGGAUCAGAAAGGUUAAAGCCAUUGUUUAUCCAUAAAUAUAAAAAUCUACAUGCAAUUCGCAAUAUUAAUAAAAAAAAAUUACCAGUUAAAUAUUUCUGGAACAAGACUGCUUGGAUGCAGAGAUCUAUUUGGAACUACUAUAUAAAUGACUUGAAUUCAAUGAUGCGUCGUCAAAAUUGCCACAUACUACUUUUAAUUGAUAAUGAUUCAACCCAUGCCAAAUACAGACAUCUUCUUAUUCAAAACUGGUUGGAUGUAUAUGAAUUUACAUAUAACAAUCAAACUGAGACAAUUAAAAACUGUUGGCGUAAAACAGGAAUACUUCUAGUUGAAUUAGAUCAUAAUGACCUACCUCAAGAAGAUACUUCAUUAUAUAAUGAAUAUCUGGAUGAUGAAAAUGAA
Racocetra persica is the source of this 540-nucleotide messenger RNA. The record is from the annotation of a GenBank genome assembly. NCBI's taxonomy places the organism in Eukaryota, Fungi, Glomeromycota, Glomeromycetes, Diversisporales, Gigasporaceae.